Molecule: messenger RNA, 1570 nt
Organism: Sesamum indicum (sesame)
Lineage: Eukaryota; Viridiplantae; Streptophyta; Magnoliopsida; Lamiales; Pedaliaceae
Product: putative long-chain-alcohol O-fatty-acyltransferase 5
Biological process (GO): lipid metabolic process
Source: RefSeq, a predicted model, not a curated record
AAAUAUAUGUAAAGAUUCUGCGAAGAAACAAACAAGAGUAGGCCAAAAAGAUCAACUUCGGCUCCUCGGCAAAGACCCACAAAUCAAGUCAAUGUUUGAACGUGCACCAAUGGCUGAGGAAAGCCGUAUCGUAGCAUUUGAAUAUGCAUCCUCCAAAAACCACAAAAUAAACAUGGACGGUGGCCAGUUUAUCGCUCCCUUUUUCACAUCAUCACGCGGAAUCUUCCUCCGAUACUCCCUUUUCUUGACUGAUUAAACUUUCAUCUAUAGAAUUUGAUCAUCAAGAUCUUCACAGUAAUGGAAGGUGAAAUCAAGAAUCUGAGUCGUGUUUGGUUAGCAGUAAUUGCAUCUCUCAGUUACUGCCAUUUCGUUUCUGCAAGAUUGCCCAAAGGCAAAUGGCGGCUGAUUUCUCUUCUCCCGAUUUUCUACGUCUUCGCGAUUCUUCCAUUGUAUACGACCUCCGCUUUCUUAACUGCCAUCACGGCUUUCUUCAUAACAUGGCUUGCCAGUUUCAAGCUUCUCCUUUUCGCCUUUGAUCAGGGGCCCCUUUAUUCCAACCCCCCGAAAUCUCUCCCCGUUUUCGCCGCCGUUGCUGCUCUCCCGUUCAAGAUUAAGCCCAAAAACGACGCCCCGGGCCCCCGGAAAUCCAAGAAAUUGCCCCUAUAUUUGGCCACUGAAAUCCCAAUUUCUACCGUGCUAAUCUCGAUAUUGUAUGAUUACAAGGAGUAUAUUCACACCCAUAUUGUUUUGAUCGCGUAUUGUUGUUUGGUCUUUCUCUUGAUCGAGAUUUUGGUUGAGUUAUCUAGUUUAUUGGUCCAGGCGCUGUUGGGGCUAGAGCUCGAAACCCCGUCAGACGAGCCAUAUCUCGCGACCUCCCUCCGGGAGUUCUGGGGCAGACGGUGGAACCUGACGGUCAACAAUAUACUGCGCCAGACGGUGUACAAGCCGAUCAGGUCAUCCGCUGCAGCGGUGGUGGGCAGGGACUGGGCGGCACUGCCAGCGGUGCUGGCAGCUUUUCUUGUCUCUGGUCUUAUGCAUGAACUUUUGUUUUGGUACGUAACUCGGGCGAGCCCGUCAUGGGAAAUGACCAUGUUUUUUGUGAUCCAAGGCGUUUGUGUGGUGGUGGAGUUUGGAUUGCAUGUGGCUUUGGCUGAGAAGAAAUGGCGGUUGCCGUGGUACGUGAGCAGGACGUUGACGGUGGGGUUCGUGGUUGGGACGAGUUUCUGGUUGUUCUUCCCGCCGUUGAUGAGGAACGGUGCAGACGUGAGGGUGAUUGAAGAGUUCCGGUAUAUAGGAGUAAUAGUGAAGGAGAAGGUGACGAGAGUGUGGGUGCAUAUGGUAGAGAAAGUCCUUGUUUAUUUGCCAGGAUAAAUGAGUGGUGGAUAGAAUUGGGGAUUGCUUCUCAUAUUAAUGGGGACUUGUUAAACUAGAUUAUGUUUACUUUUAUAUUGAAUGAUGAUAGACUAGCCGUGAGAUUUAUGAUGUGUUUUUUUACCUAUUUGCCCACAAAUAACACAAACAAAACAUCUUCUCCCACUAUCUGAAACUUUUAUUUACUAGGCCAUUUAUU